Daucus carota subsp. sativus is the source of this 525-nucleotide messenger RNA. RefSeq names its product E3 ubiquitin-protein ligase RGLG2-like. Gene Ontology annotation, cellular component: nucleus. Gene Ontology annotation, biological process: protein ubiquitination. The coding region runs from base 1 to 525 and encodes 174 amino acids. Gene Ontology annotation, molecular function: ubiquitin-protein transferase activity. Lineage: Eukaryota; Viridiplantae; Streptophyta; Magnoliopsida; Apiales; Apiaceae. The record is from RefSeq and is a predicted model, not a curated record. The transcript is spliced from 4 exons.
AUGGGAAACAAACAAUCAAGAACUCGAAGCCAAGGCUCUGGACCUCACUUCCAGCCAACUCCUCAGGCCAACUCAAGAUACGCAAGAAUUGGUGAUGAUUAUAGCUCUCUUGAGCAGGUGACAGAAGCUCUAGCUCGAGCAGGUCUGGAAUCUUCUAAUCUUAUUGUGGGUAUAGAUUUUACCAAGAGCAAUGAGUGGACAGGUGCACGAUCUUACCAGCGUAGGAGCUUGCAUCACCUUGGCGAUUCAUUGAAUCCAUAUGAACAGGCUAUAUCAAUCAUUGGAAGAACACUGUCAGUUUUUGAUGAGGAUAACCUCAUUCCUUGUUAUGGUUUUGGUGAUGGACCAACAUCCUUUGCUCCAAUAAUUGAAACUGCUAUAGGGAUUGUCAAUGAAACUGGAGGACAAUACCAUGUUCUUCUAAUCAUCGCUGAUGGACAGGUGACGAGAAGCGUUGAUACAAAUCCUGGCCAGCUAAGCCCUCAAGAACAAAGCACAAUUGCUGCCAUUGUCGAAGCAAGGUGA